UUUUACACUAAUGAUUGAACUUCAAUAAAAUUAAUAAAUUAAUUAUUUUUCUGAAUCGAAUAUGAUUCGAAUAAGAAAUAAUUAUUUAUGACUGAAGCAGGAGGUCAUCACCUGGAUCCAGUGCCGGCCAUGCGCCUCCUACUGCCACCGGCAGCAAAAGCCUAUCUUCGACGCCCCCUCGCUCGUCUACGUACUCCAGCAUCUCAUGCAGCUCCGCUACUGUUCCGACCUCGACGUCUCCGGUUGCAGCUCGUCCACCUGCCUCUACGGGGGGCAGUACGGCCACAAGUACUACACCAUCGGCUUCUUCGCCCAGGACAAGCUCACGCUGACCUCCGCCGACGUAAUUCCCAAUUUUCCGUUGGGGUGCGGCCAGAGGAACCGCGGAUUCUUCGGGAAGCUUGCGGGGCUGCUGGGCCUCGGCCGCGAAAGGACGUCGCUGGUCAUGCAGGCCGACCGAAAGUGCGGCGGAGUCUUCGCCUACUGCCUGCUGUCGAAAUCGAGCUCCGCGGGCUACUUGACGUUCGGCCGCGACGGCUACCCCGCGUCUUACUACCUCGACUUGAUAGCUGUAACCGUCGGCGGCAGAGUCUUCCACGUCUUACUACAUCCACUGUGUUCUCCAAACACGGAACGAUCAUUGUCUCCGGCAUGGUCAUCAGCUGGCUGCCUCCGACCUCAUACUCCGCGCUCCGGUCGGCUUUCCGGCCGGGGAUGUCGAGCUCCAAGACGAACCGCGGGGAUCGAACCAAAACUAAAAACUCUAAGCAAGCGAACCGGACCGUUCCGCACCGACUUCCUUUUGCAUCCCUAUGCGUACGCAGCUUCAGAAAGGGCCGAAGAUUGCGGUCUCCGCGUCCCCAGCCGGGGAUGGCAGCGGCAAAUGCAGCAGCGACGGCGGCGGGGGACUGGAUGGAUCGUCCUGCGGCCACUCCUCGAAGCAGUCCUCAACAACUAGGGUCAUCACCACUGCGUCAAGCAGCCCGGCCGUCCUCCAGGAUCGUGGCGUCGGUCUCCUUCAAGAAGCUGAACAAGAGCCACCACGCCGCGGCCCGUGUGAAAUUCCCCGCUGUCCGUCCUCCAUGCGCCUCUCCGCUUCUUCACUGCCUUAAACAAGACCGACGUCUGCCGCCCUCUGAUCGCCAUCUCGGCACGUUGGAAAGGACGCCUUUCCGACAGCAGAGCGGGAGAUCCCUGCUUCUUGAUCGAGAUCCUCUUCGGAGGCAUCAUUUCCAGGUAAAAGACGAAACACAUUCUUGGAUCAUAUGUCACUGGUUUCUGCUUUCCAGAUUGCUCAAAAAAGGAAUAAUUCUGAAUUUUCUUUACUAAAUGCUUCAAUCUCUAUUCUUGAUUUCUUGGUUUAAUGAUUCUUGAAGCC
Molecule: messenger RNA, 1378 nt
Organism: Musa acuminata AAA Group (dessert banana)
Lineage: Eukaryota; Viridiplantae; Streptophyta; Magnoliopsida; Zingiberales; Musaceae
Exons: 2
Coding region: 206-958 (250 amino acids)
Biological process (GO): proteolysis
Molecular function (GO): aspartic-type endopeptidase activity
Source: RefSeq, a predicted model, not a curated record